CGCGGGCACAGCCCGGCACAGUGAUGCGAAAAGUGUUGACGGGAGGUGAGCGGAGGCGAAGAAGUGGAACCUAAAAACAAAAGAUGACAGACGGAUAAAAGAGAGGGACUUUUACAAUUAAAACGUCAUAAUAACUACAGCAGGCCUGUAUUUUCUACAAUAACUGCCGAUCCAUGUUUCCAUUUUACGCAGACCGUAAAUAAAGAGGAGUGGAUGCUUUUUAAAUUAACCUUUUUAUUCCGGAUUGUGACAAGUCCCAGGACAGGACCAGGAGUACAGUAGAGGACCUUUGUGGAGUGUUCGCUUAUAGCCUGCCUUUAAAACGGUAGGGAAGAAGGACUUCUCACCAUCCACCCACCUGACGGAACAUUCACGUCUGUUUUGUCCCCAACCCCGGAGCCAAGACGUUGCUGCGUGGAGAGCCGCGUGGCCCCAGACCCAUCACCGGAGCCCGCGUGGGAAGGUCGGCCCUCGGUGUCCUCCAGACCGGUGGGAUGAUGGUCCACUGCGCGGGGUGCGACAGGCCCAUCUUGGACCGGUUCUUGCUGAACGUGUUGGACCGAGCCUGGCACGCAAAGUGCGUCCAGUGUUGCGAGUGUAACUGUAAUCUGACAGAGAAGUGCUUCUCUCGGGAGGGAAAGCUCUAUUGUAAAAUUGACUUUUUCAGGAGGUUUGGGACUAAGUGCGCGGGCUGUCUCCAAGGCAUCUCUCCCAGCGAUCUGGUACGGAAAGCGCGCAGCAAGGUGUUCCAUCUCAACUGCUUCACGUGCAUGGUGUGCAACAAACAGCUGUCCACCGGCGAAGAGCUCUACGUCAUCGACGAAAAUAAGUUUGUUUGCAAAGAAGACUAUCUGAGCUCAGGCGCUAUCAAGGAAGUUAACUUGAAUUCAGUGUCAUCAUGCACAGACAGAAGUUUAUCGCCGGACCUCCAGGACCCGAUAGGCCUACAGGACGACACAAAAGAGACAGACAAUUCCACGUCCUCAGAUAAGGACACGAACAAUAACGAGAAUGAGGAGCAGAAUUCGGGCACGAAGCGACGAGGCCCGCGAACCACCAUCAAAGCCAAGCAGCUGGAAACGCUGAAGGCUGCCUUUGUGGCCACUCCAAAACCCACCCGACACAUCCGGGAACAGCUGGCCCAGGAGACUGGACUUAACAUGCGGGUUAUACAGGUGUGGUUCCAGAACCGUAGGUCCAAGGAACGGAGGAUGAAGCAGUUGAGCGCUUUGGGGGCCCGGCGGCAUGCCUUCUUCAGAGGGCCCCGGAGGAUGAGGCCCCUGGGAGGACGACUGGAGGACCCAGACAUUCUGGGGCCUGGUGCAUAUGGAUACUACACAGAGUACCAGGGCGACUACUACGGAGGAGGGGGGGGGAACUACGACUUCUUCCCCCACGGCCCGCCCUCUUCUCAGGCUCAGUCUCCGGCAGAAUCCCCCUACAUCCAUGGAGGCCCCAUGGAGGGCUCCGUGUCGGCCCACCACCCCGCUGACGACCGCAGGUUCACGGACAUGAUCUCCCACGCAGACACACCCAGCCCCGAGCCUGGCCUGCCCAACUCCCUGCAGCCUGUCCCCGGGGAGGUGUACGGAGGGGGCCCCAGCCCACCAUUCUCCCUGGCCAGUAACUCCAGCUACAGUGCCCCUAUGUCCCACCCCAGCCAGGAGAUGGGAGAGACCACAGUCUGGUAGACCAGGGGGGUGUC
This is a messenger RNA of Esox lucius (northern pike), 1705 nucleotides long. RefSeq names its product LIM homeobox 5 (gene lhx5). The record is from RefSeq and is a predicted model, not a curated record. NCBI's taxonomy places the organism in Eukaryota, Metazoa, Chordata, Actinopteri, Esociformes, Esocidae. Gene Ontology annotation, cellular component: nucleus. Gene Ontology annotation, biological process: neuron differentiation; regulation of transcription by RNA polymerase II. The transcript is spliced from 5 exons. Bases 495 to 1691 code for a protein of 398 amino acids. Gene Ontology annotation, molecular function: DNA-binding transcription factor activity, RNA polymerase II-specific; RNA polymerase II transcription regulatory region sequence-specific DNA binding.